UCUGCCCCAGUCCUGCACCAGCCUCAGGAGGAGUUGGAGUGGCCUGGACCCAGCCCUGUGUGCUAAUCAACUGAGUUGGUCCCAACUUCUGCUCAUUCCUGUUGCCCUGGAAAUGGCCCUGCUUCUCCUCUUCUGGGCCCUGGUGGUGAGCCCAGAGGCUCUGGGCAGCCGGACAACAUUGCCGCCAGUCAUACUCAGCCCUGGAGGGACUUUUGCUUCUUCAGCCUUGAAUAACUAUGAGGCCUUCACCUCAGAAAAGGACUCUAAUGUUGGGAGCACUGGGGGGCUGAUCUCAAACCCACCUUCAACUCCCUUUAUGACUAAUGAGGUGUCCUCUCUUGGAACUUCCAUUGAUGAGGAACUUUCCACCCAAAAUGUUUCCCUUGAAAAUUCAUCAGUGCUCUUGGAAACCUCUAAUGUAGCCAGUGACUCUGCUGUCUCCUCAACAAUAUCCCACACCACGACUGGUGGAAUCGUGACAACUGACUCUCUGGAAAUCACCAGUGGAACCAGUGGACCCCCUAUCACCAUGGCUACUAGCUCUCUGGAGACCUCCCAUGGGGCCAGUGGACCCCCUGUCACCAUGGCAACUAACCCUCUGGAGACAUCCCAUGGGGCCAGUGGACCCCCUGUCACCAUGGCAACUAACCCUCUGGAGACAUCCCAUGGGGCCAGUGGACCCCCUGUCACCAUGGCAACUAAUCCUCUGGACACCUCCCAUGGAGCCAGUGGACCCCCUGUCACCAUGGCAACUAACCCUCUGGAGACCUCCCAUGAGGCCAGUGGACCUACUGUCGGCAUGACAACUAGUUCUGUGGAGACUUCCCAUGGGGCCGGUGUAAAAAUAUCCACAGUGAUUACUCCUAUCAUUAGGCUCUCCCCAAAUCCAGAUGAGGGGUCAAACAAAAUGCUGCUAGUGGCUGUGCUGGUGGCCCUACUGGUGGUUAUGAUUCUCAUAGUUCUGCUCCUACUAUGGCGCCGGCGGCAGAAGCGGCGCACAGGGGCACUGACGCUAAACAGAGAUGGAAAGCGCAACGGGGUGGCAGAUGCCUGGGCUGGGCCUGCCCAGGUCUCUGAUGAGGGGGCUGUGGCAGUGACAAUGGGAGGGUCUGGGGAUGACAAGGGCUCUGGGGUCCCCAACGGGGAGGGGUCUGGCCAGCGGCCCACACUCACUACUUUCUUUGGCAGACGAAAAUCUCGCCAGGGCUCUGUGGCACUGGAGGAGCUGAAGUCUGAGCCAGACCCCAGCCUAAAGGGGGAGGAAGAGCCACUGAUGGGCAGCGAGGAGAGGGCUCUGGAGGCUCCCUCUUCUGAUGGGUCAGAGGCAGGAGAUGGGGCCGCACUGCAGUGCUCAUGAAGAGCAGGAGUGGAGGGUGGAAUGCUUGCCAGCUUCUAUCACCUUCCCUCUCCUCAUCCCCUCCAGCCCCGGCCCCUAGUGCUUCCCUGCAGCCUGCUCUGCAUCUUCACCCAGCUUCUCCACCCGGGGCCUUCCUGCAGCAUCCUGCCCCAGCACUGCACUUAGCACGGGGCCAGGGCCUGCAUCACCGGCCUUCUGUAACCUGAGUUGAGGGAAAAAACUUUUCUCACCUUUUUGAUCCUGAACUGUAUUAGGUGCCGUAUUGCUACUCGUGUUGAAUCAAGAAUUGUAGCUGGACAUGGGUCUGGAGGACGAAAAAAACAUGCCGACCGGGUCCGGAGAUCCCAAGGAGGAGGAAGAAGAAGAGGAGGAAUUAGCGAUAGGAGUGAGGCUCUCAGUGCACACUGGCAACCUUGGAAGGCAGGGAUGUGAAACUUUUCCCUACUACUUAGCAUCAGAAUUGAAUGGGAGACCCCAUUCUGCCAUGUCUGGUGGCAAUGUGGCUCUGCCAGCUGGCCUUCUGCACGGAUCCCUUAACAACAGUGAGAGAGCAGUGCGAGCAGCUGGAAAAAUGUGUAAAGGCUCGUGAGCGGCUAGAGCUCUGUGAUGAGCGUGUCUCCGCCAGAUCACAUACAGAAGAGGAUUGCACAGAGGAGCUCUUUGACUUCUUGCAUGCAAGGGACCACUGUGUGGCCCACAAAUUCUUCAACAGCCUGAAAUAAAUGUGCAGACUCAUUCACCUCAGCCUUCAUCACCUUGGCAUCAGGAUGCUUCCUUAUGGUUUUGAAUAUGCCCUUUGUUUUUAAUUUGUAUAACUGUUAACUUCAUACAAACCUCAUGCAUUUUGGCUUAGGAAAGUAGCCAACUCUAUGUAAUAAGCAGUGAUUCCAUUCUAAUAAAAUUCUGUGAACUGCCAAAAAAAAAAAAAAACAA
Molecule: messenger RNA, 2290 nt
Organism: Nycticebus coucang (slow loris)
Lineage: Eukaryota; Metazoa; Chordata; Mammalia; Primates; Lorisidae
Gene: SPN
Product: sialophorin
Exons: 2
Coding region: 113-1357 (414 amino acids)
Biological process (GO): regulation of immune response; regulation of T cell activation; type II interferon production
Cellular component (GO): external side of plasma membrane
Molecular function (GO): heat shock protein binding; transmembrane signaling receptor activity
Source: RefSeq, a predicted model, not a curated record